GCGUACUUUGCAAGCUCGAUCUCUUGCUGAAGCAUGCUUGGAUUGCGCGGGGCGUUGCAGGCGAUGCUACGCUGUCUUGCUACGUUGCACCAGCCGCUUCGGUAGUUGCUGCUUGCCCUUGGCUCGAAUCGUUUAAAAGUUAGCCGCCGUUGACGCUGCAACCACAUGAAUCAGGACAUCAGACCUAUUUCCUGGUGAAACUUUAGAUGACCUGUAUCAUCAGCAUCUGUUUUUAAAAUGGCAAGUGCUACUUUGCGCCAUGGAGUGACCAUCACUGGAGCUAUCCUGCUGGUGACGGGGACUCUCUGUUUUGCUUGGUGGAGUGAUGGUGAGAUGGGAGCCACCCCAUCUAGCAGUGAGCCAAAGAUCAUGCCGGAUGGAGAGGUCGGACCAGUGGCAAGCUCUUCUUCCUCAUCUAAUGCAGUGCUCAGGUCCAUAAGCUUCUUCUGCUGUGGAAUUGGCGGUCUCCUCCUCCUCUUUGGCCUUCUGUGGUCAGCCAAUGCAGGGAUAAUUUCUCGCCGCUAUCAGUACCAUUUUUCCAGGGAACUUCAUUACUCCACCGUGGAGCCUCUUGAGAAACAGACCUGCAGCACCUGGGAUCCAGGCAGUAUUCCCUCCUAUGAAGAAGCCUUGAAUUGCCAGCCUGCUGAAAACGGCCCAAACUGCACACAGCCCAACAGCCUGAAGGAGAGCAGGCCCCCCUUGUAUCAAGUGGUGGACGAAAAUGACACACGGCAUGCCGGCCGUAGGCGCAGUUCCUCUGAUAGCGCUUUGUUCCGGAAUAUUCUGCCGAGGCUGGAGUCGGCAUCGUGGGACGACUUGAGCGUCGUCUGCGACACUCCGCCCCCUAGCUAUGAGAGUGUUCGCUCGUGCGACGGGUGAUCUUGGGAUCAGGUUCAUCUUGCUUGGGAAUCUCUAGAUUACUAUUGAGCUGACACCUGCCUUUUUCUUAAAUUAGUUAUUUGUGGCAAGCUGGAGUGGAAAAGCUAAAUAGCUAUUAAAAAUACGAACAACUGUUUUGUCUUUUCGUAGGGGUCCCUGCCGAAUUGUCGGAGGUCAGUCUCGACAUUGCUCUUUUAGUGUGCGACUAAUGUGAAUACAAUGCUUCAUGUGCCAAGAAUGAUGCUUCAGAAGCACAUACUUAAGUGCACAGAAAAUUCAAACUUCCGCUAAAUGAAAGAACUGCUUUCAUAGGUUACACUGCUGCAGGCCUUUAAGGACAGUACAUAGCGAAUUUGGGUAACCAGACUGUGGAUAUAUGACAUUUUGAAAAUGUUCUGAAAUGCUCUUAAUAAAAUUACUAUCCAUUCUGAA
This is a messenger RNA of Lacerta agilis (Sand lizard), 1314 nucleotides long. RefSeq names its product transmembrane protein 61 (gene TMEM61). Lineage: Eukaryota; Metazoa; Chordata; Lepidosauria; Squamata; Lacertidae. The transcript is spliced from 3 exons. The coding region runs from base 238 to 882 and encodes 214 amino acids. The record is from RefSeq and is a predicted model, not a curated record.